AUGUGGACGCGCCGCCUUGCUCAGCAGAUGGUGAGGUACGUCCCGCGUAUGGGCGUGGCGCCUCGAAGCAGGCACAUGGUGCUAGCGCGGGCGGCUCAUACUACGCCGGUGUGGGCGAAGGGCGCCGCCUCCUCCACACCGACGUACCGCGCUGGCGAGCUGCGUAUGGUCGACUAUCACCGCAUGAUCGACCACUCGCUAGAUACGCUGACAAGUCAGCUGGAGGAGCUGAUGGAGACACAGGAUAUUGAUGCAUUGGAAGAAAAAGCGCCACAGGGCAGUGAGGAAGGUGAGUGGGACGUGGAAUAUGCUACGGGUGUGAUCAAUGUGCGUCUGGGCUCGUACGGCACGUAUGUCAUCAACAAGCAGCCGCCAACGCAGCAGCUGUGGCUCUCGAGUCCGACAAGUGGCCCGAAACGCUUCGACUAUGACACGGAUAAGGGAGUGUGGUUUACGUACCGCGACGGCGAGCUGUUCCUUUUCCACGAGCUGCUGAGCCGGGAGCUUAGCGCCGUGUUUGACACGCCGCUGUCCUUGCAUCUGUAG
Molecule: messenger RNA, 546 nt
Organism: Malassezia restricta
Lineage: Eukaryota; Fungi; Basidiomycota; Malasseziomycetes; Malasseziales; Malasseziaceae
Product: mitochondrial matrix iron chaperone
Exons: 1
Coding region: 1-546 (181 amino acids)
Biological process (GO): intracellular iron ion homeostasis; iron incorporation into metallo-sulfur cluster
Cellular component (GO): mitochondrion
Molecular function (GO): ferroxidase activity; ferric iron binding; iron chaperone activity
Source: RefSeq, a predicted model, not a curated record